Messenger RNA from Limanda limanda (common dab), 2616 nucleotides. RefSeq names its product ATPase H+ transporting V0 subunit a1b (gene atp6v0a1b). The transcript has 21 exons. The record is from RefSeq and is a predicted model, not a curated record. NCBI's taxonomy places the organism in Eukaryota, Metazoa, Chordata, Actinopteri, Pleuronectiformes, Pleuronectidae. Gene Ontology annotation, cellular component: plasma membrane; vacuolar proton-transporting V-type ATPase, V0 domain; vacuolar proton-transporting V-type ATPase complex. The coding region runs from base 1 to 2616 and encodes 871 amino acids. Gene Ontology annotation, molecular function: ATPase binding; proton-transporting ATPase activity, rotational mechanism. Gene Ontology annotation, biological process: proton transmembrane transport; vacuolar acidification.
AUGGGGGAACUGUUCAGGAGCGAGGAGAUGACCCUGGCCCAGCUCUUUCUCCAGUCAGAGGCCGCCUACUGCUGUGUCAGUGAGCUGGGAGAACUGGGAAUGGUCCAGUUUAGAGAUCUGAAUCCAGAUGUAAACGUGUUCCAGCGCAAGUUUGUGAAUGAAGUGAGGAGGUGUGAGGAGAUGGACAGGAAACUGAGGUUUGUGGAGAAGGAGAUCAAGAAGGCUCUCAUCCCGACUGUGGACACUGGAGAAAACCCAGAGGUUCCUUUUCCCAGGGACAUGAUCGAUUUGGAGGCCACCUUUGAGAAGCUGGAGAAUGAACUGAAGGAGAUCAACACCAACCAAGAAGCCCUGAAGAAGAACUUCCUGGAGCUGACCGAGCUCAAACACAUCCUCCGUCGAACACAGCAGUUCUUUGAUGAGAUGGAGGAUCCCAACCUGCUGGAGGAGUCAUCAUCUCUGAUGGAGGGCAGUGAGGGGGGUCGCGGGGCCCCGCUCAGACUGGGUUUUGUGGCUGGAGUGAUCAGCAGGGAGAGGAUUCCCACCUUUGAGAGGAUGCUGUGGAGGGUGUGUCGUGGUAAUGUCUUCUUAAGGAAGGCAGAGAUUGAGGACCCCCUGGAGGACCCAGCCACGGGAGACCAAGUCCACAAAUCGGUGUUCAUCAUCUUUUUCCAAGGCGACCAGCUGAAGAACAGGGUGAAGAAGAUCUGUGAGGGGUUCCGUGCCUCCCUCUACCCAUGUCCAGAGACCCCACAGGAGAGGAAGGAGAUGCUGGCUGGAGUCAAUAGCCGAAUUGACGACCUCCAGAUGGUGCUGAACCAAACAGAGGACCACCGUCAGCGAGUGCUGCAGGCCGCCUCCAAGACCAUGCGGGUGUGGUUCAUCAAGGUGAGGAAGAUGAAGGCCAUCUACCACACGCUCAACCUCUGUAACAUCGACGUCACCCAGAAGUGUCUGAUCGCUGAGGUGUGGUGUCCCGUCUCAGACCUGGACUCCAUCCAGUUUGCUCUGCGCAGAGGGACGGAGAGGAGUGGCUCCACAGUGCCAUCCAUCCUCAACCGGAUGCAGACCAAGCAGACUCCACCUACAUUCAACAAGACCAACAAGUUCACAUCAGGCUUCCAGAACAUUGUUGAUGCCUAUGGCAUCGGGAACUACCGGGAGAUCAAUCCAGCUCCCUACACCAUCAUUACCUUCCCUUUCCUGUUUGCGGUGAUGUUUGGUGACAUGGGUCACGGGGCGCUGAUGACCUGUGCUGCCCUCUACCUGGUCAUCCGAGAGAGUCGCCUCGUCGCCCAGAAGUGUGACAAUGAGAUUUUCAACAUGGUGUUUGCUGGUCGCUACAUCAUCCUCCUGAUGGGGCUCUUCUCCAUCUACACCGGCGUCAUUUACAACGACUGCUUCUCCAAGUCACUGAAUAUGUUUGGCUCUGGAUGGAGCGUCAGGCCCAUGUUUAGCCCCAAAGGAGCUAACUGGACAUUUGAGACCCUGGAUGGAAAUAAUGUUCUACAGUUAGACCCUGCUGUUCCUGGUGUGUUCAACGGGCCGUAUCCGCUUGGAAUCGACCCGAUCUGGAAUCUUGCCACCAACAAGCUGACUUUCCUCAACUCUUUUAAAAUGAAGAUGUCUGUGAUCCUGGGUGUCAUCCACAUGCUGUUUGGAGUGUCUCUCAGUCUCUUCAACCACCUGUACUUCAAGAAGCCACUGAACAUCUUUCUAGGCUUCAUCCCAGAGAUCGUCUUCAUGUUCAGCCUGUUUGGAUACCUUGCCCUGUUGGUCUUCUACAAGUGGACGGCAUAUGACGCCUUUACUUCCAAGGAUGCUCCCAGCCUGCUCAUCCACUUCAUCAACAUGUGUCUCUUUAACUACAAUGACCCGACCAACAAGCCCCUGUACAGGGGACAGAUGGGGAUCCAGAUUUUGUUGGUGCUAAUUGCCCUUGCAUGUGUACCCUGUAUGCUGAUUGUGAAAACAAUGGUGCUUCGGCGUCAGCACCUGAGGAAAAAGCAACUGUCCCAGAAGAGGGAUGAAACCCCUGCAGAGAAUCUAGAGCAGUCUUUAGAGCAAACAGGCGUGUCCUCAUCAUGCACCGGGCUCACCCAACAGGGCACACAGAAGUUUGGAGGUGUCCGGGUGGGUAACGGGCCUACGGAGGAUGAGGCUGGCAUUGUGGAUCACGACCACCUCUCCCAGCACUCGGAGGAAGGAGAAGAGCAAUCAGAGGAGGAGCCGUUUGAUUUUGGAGAUGUUGCAGUCAUCCAGGCUAUCCAUACCAUAGAAUACUGUCUGGGAUGCAUCUCCAACACGGCUUCCUACCUGCGCCUCUGGGCCCUCAGCCUGGCUCAUGCACAGCUGUCGGAGGUGCUCUGGACCAUGGUCAUGCACCUGGGUCUGUCGUCCCGGAGCGGGGGCGGGUUCUUUGGUCUGUCAAUCAUCUUCUCGGCCUUUGCCACUCUCACUGUCGCCAUCCUGCUUGUCAUGGAGGGGCUGUCAGCCUUCCUGCACGCCCUACGUCUGCACUGGGUGGAGUUCCAGAACAAGUUCUACUGUGGCCAGGGCUACAAGUUUUUCCCCUUCUCAUUCGACAGCAUCCUGGAGGGGCGAUUUGACGAGUGA